AUGACUAACUUGGUGCUAAUUGUGCACUGUACAUCGAAGUUAGCAAAGACAAUUAAGUACAAUUUCAGCGACGAUCUCGACUUGUAUGUGAUCUACAACUUGGUUGUGCUAAAUGACUAUAUUUCAAAGCUUUUGACCGGGCACAAGGAUGGAGAAAUCAAAGUUGUGCUUGUGUACUACGAUUUGCCAGAUUACCUAGACGCUAUCCGUCUACUACUCAAAAACAGUAGUGAUGAACAAGUGAAAAAGCACCAUAAUAUCUAUGUGGAGCUGUAUAAGCAACAAUUGACGCUUUUGGCUGGAAGUACGCUUCCUCGCGGGUCUGCAAGUACAAAAUACAACGUCACCUUGCCUCAGGGCCAAUCGGAUAAAACCAUAGGAUUUAGGACGUUCAUGGUUUUCAAUGUUUCACAUUUGCAACCACUGGACUAUAUUCUGGAGGGCAAUUGUGGGAUCCAGCAGCUUCUACGAUUUUUAGCUCUUAAACACGGGGCAUACUUUGCAGCAAUAUCUGGGCAGUUAGAGGAGGUAGAGGAUCCAGAGAAAGCUCUCCUCAUGCUCUCAACCUUACAAGGUGAGUUGAAGAAGAGCAACGAUGAGGAGUUGCAAAUAUUCAAAUCAGAAGGCAGUCCUAUCACUGACAUGCUUCAAUUGCACCAGUGCCUCAUGUUGGGAUGGGACCUGUGGAGCAGGAUCCAGUUAGUGGCGAAACUGAUUCCUCGAACUGAUGAGUCGCCCUUGCUUGAAAACGACGUUGAGACAGAAGAGUUGAAUGACUUGUAUGAUGAGUUUCUCGAGAGCAGCGACGAGCGAUUUGUGGAGAAGGCAAAGCAGUUGGUGGGAUACGAAGAGGAACCGCAGAAGCCAGAGCCCCCUAAACCGCUUUCAUACAAAGAAAUCGUUGCAAAGAUUGAGAAUGCUUUCAAGCAAUGA
Molecule: messenger RNA, 933 nt
Organism: Candidozyma auris
Lineage: Eukaryota; Fungi; Ascomycota; Pichiomycetes; Serinales; Metschnikowiaceae
Exons: 1
Coding region: 1-933 (310 amino acids)
Source: RefSeq, a predicted model, not a curated record